Messenger RNA from Cannabis sativa, 1314 nucleotides. RefSeq names its product bifunctional pinoresinol-lariciresinol reductase 2. The record is from RefSeq and is a predicted model, not a curated record. Gene Ontology annotation, molecular function: oxidoreductase activity. NCBI's taxonomy places the organism in Eukaryota, Viridiplantae, Streptophyta, Magnoliopsida, Rosales, Cannabaceae. The transcript has 4 exons. Bases 160 to 1098 code for a protein of 312 amino acids.
UUAAAAGAGACCUUAUACAAACAAAGGCAUUCAAGAUUACAAUACAAAACAACACUGAGAGAGAGAGAGAGAGAGAGAGAGAGAGAGAGAGAGAGAGAGAGAGAGAGAGAGAGAGAGAGAGAGAGAGAGAGAGAGAGAGAGAGAGAGAGAGAGAGAGAGAUGGAUAAAAGCAAAGUGUUGAUCGUAGGGGGAACUGGGUACUUGGGGAAGAGGCUAGUGAAGGCAAGUUUAGAAGAAGGUCAUGAGACGUAUGUGGUUCACAGGCCUGAGAUAGGAGUUGAUAUUGAGAGAGUUCAAAUGCUUUUGUCGUUCAAGGAAAAAGGAGCUAAAUUAGUAUCGGCUUCUUUCAAUGACCAACAAAGCCUCGUUGAUGCUGUCAAGCUUGUCGAUGUGGUCAUCUGCGCCAUUUCUGGUGUCCAUAUCCGGACCAACCAUAUUCUUCUUCAGCUCAAGCUUGUAGAUGCUAUCAAACAAGCUGGAAAUAUAAAGAGGUUCUUGCCAUCUGAGUUUGGAACUGACCCUUCAAGAAUGAAGAAUGCAAUAGAACCAGGAAGAGUAACAUUUGAUGAGAAAAUGGUAGUGAGAAAAGCCAUUGAAGAUGCAAACAUUCCUUUUACAUAUAUUUCGGCUAAUUGUUUUGCUGGUUACUUUCUUGGUGGUUUAUGUCAACCCGGUCACAUUGUUCCCUCAAUGGACUCUGUGCUUUUGCUUGGAGAUGGCAACAAAAAAGCAAUAUAUGUUGAUGAAGAUGACAUAGCAAGGUACACAAUCAAAGCCAUUGAUGACCCUCGAACUCUGAACAAGACAGUGUAUCUUAGGCCACCCAAGAAUAUUUUAUCUCAAAGAGAAGUUGUUCGAGUUUGGGAAGACCUUAUCGGCAAAGAGUUGCACAAAUCUUCAGUCUCCGAGCAAGACUUUCUAGCUAAAUUGAAGGAUGUUGAUUAUGGUGAGCAAGUUGGAUUGGGGCAUUACUACCACGUAUGUUUCGAAGGUUGUCUUGCAAACUUCGAAAUAGAUGAGGAAGGUCUUGAAGCCACUGAGCUUUACCCAGAAAUGAAUUAUACUUCAGUGGAUGAGUACAUGAAACGCUAUGUCUAAUUUAUUUCUAAAUUUACAUAUGAAUAUUAUUGUGCGUUGGUGUGAGAAUUUGAUAUUAAAAUACAAUAAUAUCUGCAUGUUGAUGCAUUUAAAAUAUUUGGACAUUUAUGUUACUGUUUAUUGUGAUAAAUUUAGUGUGUGUAUAAUAUAUUUUACAAUACCUAAUAAUAGUAUUAUUGUUUAUUUUGUUAAGGUGCCGCCCUUAACAAAGCUUUA